AUGGUCACUCAUCGUGCCGUAGACUAUUAUACAGUAGAAUUGAAACGUAUUAUCCCAUGGGUCUUUAAUAGUACAUACUGCUUCUAUAUUAAGAUUGAAGGCGAAAACGGCCGCUCAAAGAUCAACAAGAGAGAAGUGAGCCGGAGAGUUAACCCUCUAUGCUUGUGGCUAGGCAAGCGAGAUAGUAGAGCACUUCCUAUUUUGUUAUACAAAGUAGGCAGAAAUGAGAGCAGACAUGCUAUAAUAUACAGAAAUGAGAAGAGGAGUCUGUUAUUCUACCUUGGAGGAAAGAUGUUGGGGGCCAUAGCUCAACGGGGCCUUAACUUCAGAUAUCAAGAUAAAUACGUUGAAGCAGGGAAAGCAGGGGCUUGGUAG
Talaromyces stipitatus ATCC 10500 is the source of this 375-nucleotide messenger RNA. RefSeq lists its product as uncharacterized. The transcript has 5 exons. The coding region runs from base 1 to 375 and encodes 124 amino acids. The record is from RefSeq and is a predicted model, not a curated record. NCBI's taxonomy places the organism in Eukaryota, Fungi, Ascomycota, Eurotiomycetes, Eurotiales, Trichocomaceae.